AUGUCAAACAAAAAAAAGAAAAAAUGUUUAUACAUACCAAUAGAAACAAAUCCAUUUACUUUAGCUGCCCAAGUUACAAAAUCAACAAUUAUAAUAAAUUAUUAUCAAGUUCAGAGUUACCAAAUGAAAGCUGAACCAUCAAUAAAUCCUUCGAAAUUAUAUUGCAAAUGGUAUAAAAAGGCAAAAUUUAGUAAUAUUUUUACUGAAGAUAUUGAUUGGUUUAAAGAACAAUAUUUGAUUCAUUAUUUAAAAUCAAAAGAUCAUCAAAAAGCACAAGAAAUUGAAACAUGUGCUCAAUUAACUAUUCAUGAAAGUAUUAGAAAACCUUUGUCAACAGAAAAAUUAAAAGUAAUUCAAAAUAUGCAUAAUAUGUAUUGGUUAGUAGAAAAUAAUAUAGCAACAUUAAAUAUUCAAGGGUUGUGUAAUCUAGUAAAAAUGCAAAUUCAAAAUCAAGAAGAUUAUAUAACUUCAACCAACAUAUGUACUAUUAGACCUGUUUCUUUAAUAAAUAUAGUAUUAGAAGAAAGAUGCAAAUAUGGUUCAUAUUCAAAUAAUCAUGCUGGGCAUGAUUUUAUUGAGGCAAUAGCAUGA
This is a messenger RNA of Cetraspora pellucida, 591 nucleotides long. The record is from the annotation of a GenBank genome assembly. Lineage: Eukaryota; Fungi; Glomeromycota; Glomeromycetes; Diversisporales; Gigasporaceae.